AUGGCAACCUCUCGGGGGAACCAGUUUGCGGAGUCAUUAUUGGUGUAUAUCGGAGAGGUAAUGCUUAGGGAUCAGAGUGCUGAUAUAUGCGAGACUAGAGUUGUCUCAGAUUAUCAGGAUGUCUUUCAGAAUAUACCUGGGUUGCCUCGUGUGAGAGAGGUUGAGUUCUAUAUCAAGUUCCUUGGCCAUAUUGUCAGUAGAGAAGGCAUAGCAGUGGACCCAGCUAAGGUUUCAAUAGUGAUUGAUUGGGAACCGCCGAAGAUGGUUACCAAGAUUCAUAGCUUUUUGGGGUUGGCUGGCUAUUACAGGAAGUUCAUUCAGGAUUUCUUGAAGGUUGUGAUAUCUCUUACAUGCCUUAUGAUGAAGGGUGUAUAG
This is a messenger RNA of Asparagus officinalis (garden asparagus), 375 nucleotides long. RefSeq lists its product as uncharacterized. Lineage: Eukaryota; Viridiplantae; Streptophyta; Magnoliopsida; Asparagales; Asparagaceae. The record is from RefSeq and is a predicted model, not a curated record. Bases 1 to 375 code for a protein of 124 amino acids. The transcript has 2 exons.